Messenger RNA from Monoraphidium neglectum, 276 nucleotides. RefSeq lists its product as hypothetical. The transcript has a single exon. The record is from RefSeq and is a predicted model, not a curated record. Lineage: Eukaryota; Viridiplantae; Chlorophyta; Chlorophyceae; Sphaeropleales; Selenastraceae. Bases 1 to 276 code for a protein of 91 amino acids.
AUGACGGCCUGCCUGGGUGGUCGUGACGGCGACACCAAGCGUGAUCAGGACCGCGGCAGCGGCGCCGCCGCUGUCAGACCCAAGGCACCGCCAAGCGAUGCCAGCGGCGACGGCGAGGCCGGGCGCGACACUGAGGAGGGCUCCGGCCCGCGUUCGGGCGUCGCCGUCGCGCCGCCCGCGCCGCUGCUGCCGUCGCUGGCGCCGGCGCCGAGCGACACGGCGUCCGCGUCCGCGUCGGCGCUCGACGAGCCGCCGCUGCUUUUCGAGUUUGAGUGA